Molecule: messenger RNA, 2773 nt
Organism: Labeo rohita (rohu)
Lineage: Eukaryota; Metazoa; Chordata; Actinopteri; Cypriniformes; Cyprinidae
Gene: acy1
Product: aminoacylase 1
Exons: 15
Coding region: 275-1537 (420 amino acids)
Biological process (GO): amino acid metabolic process
Cellular component (GO): cytoplasm
Molecular function (GO): aminoacylase activity
Source: RefSeq, a predicted model, not a curated record
AUAGUACGUCAAAACGCUACACAGCGCGUGCGCGCUCAACAUCACGCACGUAACAGAUUUACGACGUCAUCACGCUAGUCUGUGAAGCAAGAGAGAGUAUCGGGCAUGAUCGAGCAUAAUAAGUAACGACCCGAGUUCAGCAGAGGAGCCCGGAGCGAAGGUGAGGUAUAAAUGACCUUUCGAUAUGUGUUACAGAGACAGACGGUGUUUGUAACGCUGUUGUUUACUGAUAAACGCGCAAAUCAAGUGUGAGCUCGAGCUGGAGCAGGACAGUAUGUUGCCUGAUAAAGAUGGACCGAACGGAGGCGGAGGAGUCCAGGGCGGCCCCGGGACAGAAGACCCUUCGGUGACCCUGUUCAGAGAAUACCUGCGGCUGAAGACUGUCCACCCUGAGCCCGACUACGAUGCUGCUAUACGAUUCCUGGAGCGGAUGGCAGAGGAGCUGGGUUUACCCAUGAAGAAAGUGGAGGUGUGUCCCGGUCGGAUCAUUGCGAUCAUCACAUGGGUGGGCAGCAGGCCGGAGCUGAAGUCUGUUGUGCUGAACUCACACACUGAUGUGGUUCCGGUUUAUGAGGAACACUGGAAAUAUGAUCCGUUUGCUGCUGUUAAAGAUGAGCACGGCAACAUCUACGGCAGAGGAUCUCAGGAUAUGAAAUGUGUCACGAUACAGUACAUUGAAGCCAUUCGCAGACUGAAGGCGGCUGGGAAGAGAUUUUCUCGCACUAUCCAUUUAACUUUUGUUCCAGAUGAGGAGGUCGGUGGUCACAAAGGAAUGGAGACGUUCGUGAAGCAUCCUGAAUUUCAUAAGCUAAACAUUGGUUUUGCCCUUGAUGAAGGUUUAGCUAAUCCAACCAAUGCCUAUACUGUCUUCUACGGCGAGAGGAAUCCCUGGUGGAUCACAGUUCGCUGUCCAGGAAGUCCAGGUCAUGGUUCAAGGUUUGUGGAGAACACAGCAGCAGAGAAGCUACGGCGAGUUAUAAACUCUUUCCUGGAGUUCAGAGAGAAAGAGAAACACCGGCUGAACACCAAUGAGUGUUUCACUCUGGGUGAUGUCACCACUGUUAACAUGACGAUGGUGAACGGGGGCGUGGCCUACAAUGUGGUUCCAGCAGAAAUGGAUGUCAGCUUUGACUUGAGAAUCCCACCCACUGUUAACCUGCAGGAGUUUGAAGAGAAGAUAAAAGUCUGGUGUAAAGAAGCUGGUGAGGACGUGACAUAUGAUUUUGCACAGAAACACAUGGACCAGAAUUUCACAUCCACGGAGGAGAGCGACCCCUGGUGGCACGCGUUUAGCUCUACCUGCAAAGCCAUGAACGUGACUUUGAAAAAGGAAAUCUUCCCUGCUGCCACAGACAGCCGCUUCAUCAGGGAAGAGGGUCUUCCUGCCAUUGGUUUCUCACCGAUGAAUCUCACUCCCAUCCUGCUUCACGAUCACAAUGAGUAUCUGAAUGAGCAGGUGUUCCUGCGGGGCAUCCAGGUGUACGAGCGUCUGCUCCCGGCUCUGGCCAGCGUGCCGCCUCUGAGCGGAGAGGUGUAGAGGAUCUCACUCCUCCUCUCCUGCUUCAGUCUCUCACAGCUGCUUCUGCUCCCUGCUGUUCAGAGUGCGGAGCUGAUUUCCACACAUAUCGACAAAUGUUUCUGCCAUGACACCAAAGAAUGGGCUGAUCCCAUAUAAUGAAGAUCACCGUUUAUGUUUGCUUUAAUUAACUCAGGAGCUGCUUUCUUUUAAUAACGUCUUAGAAAUGCUUUUAAGUCUUAUUUGUUAGCUGAUAUUCAUAUUUAGGAGCUGAUAUGAACUCUUUUAAUUCAUAAAGUGUAAAUUAGGCAGUUUGUGUCUCAUAUAUGAAGAAAAAAAUAUUUCAGAGAUUGAAACUGUAUAGCUGUGCUUGCCAUAGAUGCAUUAUAUUUUUUAAUACAAAUGAUUUUGAUGCAAACGUGUAGUUAUGUAUACUGAAAAUGCAUAUGGGUCAUUGAUUGAUUAUUAUUAAGACUUAUACUGCACAAUAACUACAGUUAGAAUGAGUUACAUUUCAUCAUUUCAUGUUUUAUGAUUUUUUUUAAGUUACCUCAAACUUUUUUUGACACAAGUCAAAAUCGAUGUGGUUGACUGGUGCUACUUUGUCCUCCUGACUGAAAGGUUAAAGGGUAGUGUAUAUCAAAUCUAUCUGAAGUGAUUAGUAUUAUUAUUUUUAUUACAUGGAGACUGACUUCAAAUAAUAAAUAAUAUAGCUUUAAAGGUUUAAGGUGUAUUUUUUGGAUGGAUGGACAGAUAGAUAUUGUGAUGUGUCAUUUAGGAAACACAAAUAACAUUUUUACACUAUGCAAAAUUAAAGAAAAUACAGGUUAACUGGAAACAGACAAUAAAACAAAACAAUAUAUUUUUUUAAAUGCACGUCACAUGUCUCUGUCAACCAUGAUGUUAAAGGGGUCAUCGGAUGCCCAUUUUCCACAAGUUGAUAUGAUUCUUUAGGGUCUUAAUGAAAAGUCUAUAAUAUUCUUUGGUUAAAAAUUCUCAAUGGUUGUGUAAAACAACACCCUUUUUACCUUGCCAAAAUCAACUCUGCAAAAAUCAUCUCAUCCUAAGGGGUUGUUCCUUUAAAUGCAAAUGAGCUCUGCUCGCCCCGCCCCUCUCUUCUCUCUGUGGAGUGACGAGCCUGUUUACUUUAGCCUCAUUUGAUCGUGUUUAGCCACUAAACUUGCUAACUAGCACGUUAUUAGGAAAGGCGAUCGCAAAGAUUCAGAAAAAAAACCCUUAUACUCACUUCUGCUGUAA